AUGGUUGUGCUUGUAUCGAAGGAGAUUAAAGAGGAGAGCAGGCGAGGGUUGAGGGAGGCGGGGUGGACAGUGAAGGAGAUUGAGAGGAUUCGCAACCCCAACGCAGUGAAGGGGACUUAUAACGAGUGGAACUACAGCAAGCUGCGGCUGUGGCAGCAGGCGGAGUACACCAAGCUGGUGUUCAUUGACUCGGACCUGCUCCUCUUGAACAGCGUUGACUUUCUCUUCUCAUACCCCGAGAUCUCCACCCGCGGAAACGACGGCUCGGAUUUCAACUCGGGCGUGAUGGUCCUGGAGCCGUCGGAUUGCACGUUUGAGCUGCUGAUGGGAAACCUGGAGCGCGUGAGAUCGGCGAAUGGGGGGGAUCAG
Molecule: messenger RNA, 369 nt
Organism: Closterium sp. NIES-65
Lineage: Eukaryota; Viridiplantae; Streptophyta; Zygnematophyceae; Desmidiales; Closteriaceae
Source: the annotation of a GenBank genome assembly